UACAAAGAGAGUAAACUACACAACGCUUUUGUCUGUCCGUUGAUACUCUCCGACUUUACUACUCUGAGAUAGAAUGUCCUAACACAGCCAGUAACGGCCUUAUCAAGGGCUACACAAAGGAUAGGAAACAUUAAGCUGCUCAACAAGGUGCCGCUGAAUAGUUUGUCAUUUAAACAGUAUUAGUGUGAUCUGCUGAACUCAACUCUUUGUGCGUCAGAGGAAGAAGUGAUAACUGCUGUGCGUGCAGCAGUCAGGAGGACUGACUCAAGGGAUUUGACCGAAACCAAUGUGCAGCCCGUGCUUCUGCUUUACAGGAGAACAGCCCUGGUGGACUCAUCUCCUGCGUCUCCCCUCCGUAGGUCGGCUGCUGCCAUGUCUCCGCUCGGCGCUCUGCUGCCGCUGGUCUUGGUGGCGGCGUGGUGCUCCGUGGGCGAGGCCGACGUUGGGGAUUUCGCCCCCUGCCUGCAGGUCUUCUACAAGUCUUGGCCCCCUAAAGGUCUGACGGGGUCCCCCGUCUGCCAACGAUAUCACAACGAGUACCGCUUCGCCACGCUGUACAGCCGGCCGCGCCGCUCGCCGUGGUUCUCGGCGUAUUUGUACUCUGCGCCAGCGGGAAAGAGGCCCACCCCUUCCUGGAUGUUCGAGCCGCAGUUGGCCAACCCAGGAGCCGAGGGCAACAUGAUCCCCUUCCCUUCGGGCCCUCUGGAUCAGAACGUGGUGGAGAGCCAGGCGGUGGAGCCGGACUACAUCAACUCCACCUACACCCGCGGCCACCUGAACCCCAGCCUCCACCACCAGAUGCACCAGGACCGCGCCGCCACCUUCACCCUCACCAACGUGGUCCCCCAGAAGGCGGGCUCCAACGACGGGCCCUGGGAGGACCUGGAAAACAACGUCAACAAAAGCCUGGCGACCUUCUGCCUCGGGGAGGCUCACGUGGUGACCGGCGUCAUCCCGUACCGCAGCGACGGCCACUGGCUGGGGGACCGCCGCGUGGCCGUGCCCGAGUACAUGUGGUCCGCCUACUGCUGCCCGGACUACAACCACAGCCUGCCGCAGGAGCUGAGGGAGGCCUUCCCCACGCACGCCGCCAUCGGACGCAACGACCGCAACAGCACCGAGGAGAUCGUUCCCGUCAGCCGGGAGGCGAAGAAACAGUUCAGGGGUUACGACGUGAGAAGAAUGUCUCUGAAAACCCUGGAGGAACAUCUGAAGGAGCGACUCGGUGCUGACAUCAGCGUCUUUCAUGAGCAGUGCUCGGGAUCAGACUGACACCAACACGUUCUCAAUACAUUAUUACAGCGCUAUGGUCUCACGAUGCUAAUCCUAAUAUAAUUUAAUUAAGUUGAAGUACAGUGCAAUGCAAAGUGUGUAUGUGUAGCACAUUUUACUAUUACUAAGUAAUUACAAACAUGUAUGAUAUUAACCAUUCUCAAAACUAGCUCAGCUCUACGGGGCCAAAUAGUUCAUUAAAAUUAUUACAACUAUUGAGUAAUUCUGAUAAAAAAACAACAAUAAAAACAAUAUAUGCAGGCAAACAAAAAAUAUCAAUACAAUUUUGGACGAUAAAAGUUAAAUAUGAAGGUGGAGCCAUGUGACGUUGGCUUAGCGUAGCAUAGCAUAGCAUAAACACCAUAGCCUGGCUGUGUAAAACUAGUUUUUUAACACUUUGGUUUUCAUACUGUUCACCCAGUCUUCAUGCUAAGCUAAGCUACUGGCUGUAGCUUCAUAUUCUCUCUUUUACAGGUGCCCGUUUUCUAAUCUAAUUGACUGCAAGAAAGUGAACAAGAGAACUCUAAAUCUUCUUUUUUCGAUCCUUUGAAACCGGCUCUUUUUAACCUCGGGUUCACCUUGAACCGCGCGGUGACGCCAGAGGAGAAGGUUGGGUAUCCUGAAGCCUCCCAUGUUCGUGGUGACCACCAGGUGGUGACCUUGUGACACACAUGUUCUGCACAUGUUUCAACAGUAACACCGGACCUCCAACUCAUCAUGUAUCUUCCAUGUUUCUACCAAAUAAUGUGUUUAAUCUCUGGUUCUGUAUUUGAAACAGUGUCUUCAUAAAUAUCUUCAUCGUUUUUGUAAUAAUCA
Gasterosteus aculeatus aculeatus (three-spined stickleback) is the source of this 2088-nucleotide messenger RNA. RefSeq names its product endonuclease domain-containing 1 protein. The record is from RefSeq and is a predicted model, not a curated record. Lineage: Eukaryota; Metazoa; Chordata; Actinopteri; Perciformes; Gasterosteidae. Gene Ontology annotation, molecular function: nucleic acid binding; metal ion binding; hydrolase activity.